Molecule: messenger RNA, 5024 nt
Organism: Drosophila obscura
Lineage: Eukaryota; Metazoa; Arthropoda; Insecta; Diptera; Drosophilidae
Gene: DAAM
Product: disheveled-associated activator of morphogenesis 1
Exons: 11
Coding region: 164-4657 (1497 amino acids)
Biological process (GO): actin cytoskeleton organization; positive regulation of actin filament polymerization
Molecular function (GO): small GTPase binding; actin binding
Source: RefSeq, a predicted model, not a curated record
UGUUGUUAAAAAAAAAUCCCGCGAUUAGUGGCAUAUGCAGCGAGCGGAGUGUGUGGCUUGUGUUGUGUUGUGCGUGAUGUGUGUGCCCUUACCGACAGGCAGUGCCAGUGCCUGAGUCUGACACUUCUUUGAAGGGGAGACACCGGAAGAAUACUUAAGCAGAAUGUCUGCCAAAAACCAAAUGAGCGUCUUCAUGGAGAAGAUCAACACGACGCUACAGUCGUGUCCCUCGGUUGUGUGCAUCAAUGAGCCGGACACGCACAGUGCCAACAGUACGGAGGUAUUGCAGCAGACCACGCCGGAGAGUACGCUAGAGAAGAAGCAGCUCCAAGGAGCAGCAGCAGCAGCAGGCCUAAGUGGCAACUGCAUUACAAUCAAUGCGGCAGCAACAGCUGUUGGCGGCGCCACCUCUGCGGGAGUGACAAAGAUAACGAUAACAGGCGACAGCAGCAGCAGCAACAGCACCAAGAGAGACUCAUAUGAGAGUCAUCCGGGCAGCAGCAUUCUUAAGACGAACAAUCACAACAGCAGUUUGGUGUCCAUCACGAGCCUAAACAGUUGCGACCUCAGCUACGGCCGUGAGAGCCAGAGUCCAGAGGGGGGUAGCACAGCCACACUGCCCCUGGGUGGAGGCAACAGGCAUAGCCAUAGCCAUAGCCACAGCAGCCACAACAAUCCACACGGCAGCAGCGACACCUCAUCGGGCAAUUUUCAAGAACGUUUCGACUUUGAGCACUGGAAGGGAUUACUCAGCGACUACAACUGUUUCCACAGUCUCUAUCGGUAUUGGAAUCAGUGUAGCAGCAGUCAGAGCAGCAGUGGCAGUGGCAUUGCCACUAAAAGGCAAACGUGCCACCCAUUGGAUGCUCAGUCACGCAACGAUCAUGCGCAUGAAUCGAACAACAACGAAGCAGGAUUGGGCAGCGGUCUGGGCAGUGGUUCAUUCUACACGAAUAAUAUACUAGGCUAUACCUUUGGAUCCCUACCCUUUGGCUUUAAGCAGCAGCACUCAGACAUCGAUAGCCAGUGCGGCGGCAGCAGCAGCAGCAGCACUCUAGGAUACAACAAAAAGUCAUCGUCUUCCUUUUACUGGAACGGACCGGGCAACGAAACGCCACUACAGAAACACUACAGACAGCAGCAGAAACGAAAGAUGCCCGGCUUUAGGGGCAGGAGAGCCUGGUGCGGGUGCUUCAAGGACGAUGAACCCCCCGAGAUCUGUGUGGUGGAGGGCGCCUUCACGCUGCAGACGCUCACGCCCACACAGCCGAUGCCGUCGGUGGAUGAGCUGGACACCAAGUUCGCGGAACUGGUCGAGGAGCUCGAUCUGACGGCGCCCAACAAGGAGGCGAUGCUCAGCCUGCCAGCCCAGAAAAAGUGGCAGAUCUAUUGCUCGCGCAAGCAGCCGCUGGACGCGGGCGAUGACCCCGAUGGGCCAUCGACGUUGGCCGGCCAUCAGCCGCCGACGGCCGAGCACUAUAUCGAGCGGCUGAAGGAGCUGGUGGUGCAUGUCUCCCUCUCGCCCGAGGACUCGCCCAGCCAUGAGGGGGCCAGCAAUCGACUGGAUAACCAUGCGGCACUCGUGGAUGCCCUCAAGACAGCGCUGCGCACCUCCACGCACAGUUUUGUGCUGCGCUUUGUGGAGCUGGACGGUCUGCCGGCGCUGCUUAAUCUGCUGCUGCAGCUGGACAUACGUGUGGCAAACAGUUCGCUGCACACGAGCCUCAUUGGCUGCAUCAAGGCGCUGAUGAACAACUCGAUGGGACGCGCCCAUGUGCUGGCCCAUCCGACGGCCAUCGAUACGAUUGCCCGCUCCCUGGCGGCGGACAAUAUACGCACGAAAAUCGCCGCCCUGGAGAUCCUGGGCGCCGUGUGUCUGGUGCCGGGCGGACAUCGCAAGGUGCUGCAGGCGAUGCUGCACUUCCAGGAGUUUGCCACAGAGCGCACGCGCUUCCAGAGCAUUGUCAACGAUCUGGAUCGCUCGACCUAUGCGUACAGGGACAAUGUCAAUCUGAAGACGGCCCUCAUGUCCUUUGUGAAUGCCGUCCUCAACUAUGGCCCCGGGCAGGAGAAUCUCGAGUUCAGGCUGCAUUUGCGCUAUGAAUUUUUAAUGCUCGGCAUCCAGCCGGUCAUUGACAAGCUGCGAACGCACGAGAACGAGACGCUGGACAGGCAUUUGGACUUCUUUGAGAUGGUGAGAGCCGAGGAUGAGAAGGAAUUCGCACGUCGCUUCAACGAGGAGCAUGUGGACACGAAGAGCGCCGGUUCCAUGUUCGAGCUGCUGCGCCGCAAGCUCAGCCAUUCGCCAGCGUAUCCCCAUAUGCUGUCGCUGCUGCAGCAUAUGCUGUUGCUACCCUAUACGGGACACUGCACGGAGCAUUGGCUGCUGAUUGAUCGCGUGGUGCAGCAGAUUGUGCUGCAAGUGGAGCAGCGACCCAGCAGCGACCUCAUACCCGAUGCCCUGGAGGAUCCCAGCAAGCAGCUGAAGCUGGCCAGCGAGUACCCGGUCCACGAUCCGGAUGUGGCACCCCUGCAGAUCGAUGUGGGCAAGCUGGUGCGUCUGCUGGUCAAGGAGGAGCAGCUGACGCAAGCACGCAAGCGUGCGGAUGAGCUGGAGCGCGAGAACUUUGAGGUGCAGUCGCGUCUGGCCAAAAAGGAGCAGGAGCUCGAUUUGCGAAUGCAGGAGAAGGAGGACCUGGAGACGGGACUGGCACGCAUGCGCGAGCGCCUCGAGAAGGAGUCCGCCCAGCACUCGCAGGCCGUGCAGCGUGCACAGAGUGCCGAAAUGAAGGCCGAGGAUCUGCAGCAUCGGCUGCACAGCGAGCAGCAGGAGCGAGCGCGUCUCGAGCGGCUCGUCACCGAGGGCAGCAUACCCGAUGACCAAAAGGUUGCCGGUCUGACCGGCUGCAAUGGCGCCGUGUCGCCGCCACCACCGCCGCCGCCGAUGCUGAAUGCCAUACCACCACCGCCGGCACCGCCAAUGGCGCCAGCAAUGCUGCCACCGCCACCGCCGCCAUGUCCGGGUGCACCACCACCGCCGCCCAGCAUGACGCCAGCGAUGACUCCUGUGGCGCCCAAGGUGGAGCUGCCCAAGAAGAACGUGCCCCAGCCGACGAAUCCACUGAAGAGCUUCAACUGGUCCAAGCUGCCGGACGCCAAGCUGCAGGGCACCGUCUGGAGCGAACUGGACGAGAGCAAGCUGUACAACAACAUGGAGCUGGAGUCGAUAGACAAACUCUUUUCGGCCUACCAAAAGAACGGAGUGCCAGCACACGAUGGCUCCUACGAGGAUCUGCGACCCACGGGACAGAAGAACAAGCAAAAGGUGCUCUCAGUGAUCGAUGGGCGACGUGCCCAAAACUGCACCAUUCUGUUGAGCAAACUGAAGAUGAGCGAUGUGGAGAUAUCCAAAGCCAUCCUCUCCAUGGACUGCAAUGAGCAGCUGCAGCUGGACAUGGUCGAGCAGCUGCUAAAGUUCACGCCCUCCGCCGAGGAGCGUGCACUGCUGGACGAGCACAGCGAGGACAUUGAAUCGCUGGCACGAGCCGAUCGUUUCCUCUACGAGAUAUCCAAGAUACCCCACUACGAGCAGCGGCUGAAGAGUCUGCACUACAAGAAGCGCUUCAUGCUCACCGUCAACGAUCUGACGCCGCGCAUCAAGAGCGUAAUGGAGGCCUCACGCGAGGUGGCACGCUCGCGACGUCUGCGCAAGCUACUGGAACUGGUGCUGGCUUUGGGCAACUACAUGAAUCGUGGGGCACGCGGCAAUGCCUCUGGCUUCCGUUUGGCAUCGCUGAAUCGUCUGGCGGACACCAAAUCGAGCGCAGCCAAGGGCACAACGCUGCUCCAUUAUCUGGUGCAGGUGAUCGAGAAGAAGUUCAAGGAUCUGCUGAAGCUGGAGGAUGACAUACCGCAUGUGCGCGGCGCCUCCAAGGUGUCCCUGGGCGAGAUGGACAAGGACAUACAGAUGCUGCGCACCGGACUGGCGGAUGUGGCCCGUGAGAUUGAGUUCCAUCGGAGUUCGGGGCCCGCACAGCAGGGCGAUCGCUUUCUGCCCGUCAUGCGGGAGUUCCAUGCCCAGGCAUCGGUGCGCUUCGCCGAGCUGGAGGACAAGUUCCAGGACAUGAAGACGCGCUUCGAUCGGGCCGUUCGGCUGUUCGGCGAGGAUGGGUCCGUGCUGCAGCCGGACGAGUUCUUUGGCAUCUUUGACUCGUUCCUGGGCGCCUUUGCGGAGGCGCGUCACGACAACGAGAGCUUCCGGCGACGCCAGGAGGAGGAGGAGAAGCGGGCCAAGCAGGAGGCCGAGCUCAAGAAGCGGACCAUCGAUCGCAAGAACAAGACCGGCCUCAUGAGCAGCGUGGCCCGCAAUCUCGGCCUGAAGUCCUCAUCCCCCUCAUCGAAUGGUGGCGACUCACCGGCCAAGGGUGGCGCCGGCGGCGACAACAAGGGCGAGUUCGAUGACCUCAUCUCGGCCCUGCGCACCGGCGAUGUCUUUGGCGAGGACAUGGCCAAGUUUAAGCGAUCGCGCAAGGCGCGUGUACUGAAUGGUGGCGCUGGCGCGGCAGGCGCCACCGGCAACACCUCACCGCCCCGGCAUGGCAGCCUGCAGCGCGAGGAGAGCGGACGCGAACGGGAGCGGACGGUGCGGCGUCAGUAGUAGAGGAUAAGAAUCUCGAUGCUCUGUAAAGGUUUUUUCUGUUUGUUUCAUGUCUGAAAUUGAGCGCAAGUAUUUUUUUUUUUUUCGUACAUCGUAAAGACAUUAUUUUUUUGUAAUUAUUUAUAUACGAUACGAUUAUACACUUAUACACCUAUAAACCUAUAUACAUAUAGCACAUAAUCUAAACCUAAAUCUCGGCUAAUGCAAGCGUGAAACCAAAUUUUUUUUUUUGUACACAAAAAGAUCGCAAAAAUCGAAGAGCGUAAAAAUGUAAUUUAAAGUCUAAAAGAAAAACAGAGAAAAAAAACAAAUGUUAUGUCGUGGCGUACCUUGGAAAUUGUAAUUGUAAUUGUAUCUUUGUAUUUGU